Molecule: messenger RNA, 2205 nt
Organism: Penicillium cinerascens
Lineage: Eukaryota; Fungi; Ascomycota; Eurotiomycetes; Eurotiales; Aspergillaceae
Product: terpene cyclase/mutase family protein
Exons: 3
Coding region: 1-2205 (734 amino acids)
Biological process (GO): ergosterol biosynthetic process; triterpenoid biosynthetic process
Cellular component (GO): lipid droplet
Molecular function (GO): lanosterol synthase activity
Source: RefSeq, a predicted model, not a curated record
AUGGCUUCACACAUUGGCCCAUGGCGAAGUGACGCCCAGGGCCGUCUGUCGCCCGAUGAGAAUGGCGACCCCAAGACUGACUACACUCGCUGGCGAUUGGUCAAUGAGGAAGGCCGCCAGACUUGGCGGUAUCUCGAAACCGAUGCUGAACACCACGCCUGGCCGCAGUCAAUUGCUGAUAAAUAUCAUCUCGGAUUGCCGACUGGCCUUCCAGAGCUGCAACAUGUCAAGACUCCUCUUCAGGCUGCCGAAAAUGGCCUGUCCUUCUUCUCGCAUCUGCAGCUGGAGCCUGGCAACUGGGCUUGCGAGUAUGGUGGUCCUAUGUUCUUGCUGCCGGGUUUAUUGAUCACUUGGUACGUGACCAACACGCCCAUUCCUCCGGAGUAUACGACGGAGAUCAAGCGCUAUCUCUUUGCUCGCCAACACCCGGAGGAUGGCGGCUGGGGUCUGCACAUUGAAGCUCACAGCUCUGUAUUUGGUACUGCCAUGAACUACGUGGCAUUGCGUCUGGUCGGUGUCAGUGAAGAUGAGCCUCGCAUGGUCAAAGCACGUGGUCUUUUGCACAAGUUCGGAGGUGCUAUCUACGGGCCUCACUGGGCCAAGGCCUGGCUCAGUAUUCUGGGAGUCAUGGAUUGGGACUGUGUCAACCCAGUACCUCCUGAGAUUUGGCUUCUUCCUGACUGGGUUCCCUUUGCCCCGUGGCGCUGGUGGAUCCACAUCCGCCAGGUCUUUCUGCCUCUGUCCUACAUUUGGUCUAAGAAGUGGUCCUUCCCGCUCAAUGACUUCACCAAGCAGCUUCGUCAGGAGCUGUACACUCAGCCUUAUGACUCAAUCGAUUUUUCUCAACAUCGCAACUCCAUCCACUCCGCCGAUAACUACUACCCCAAAACAUGGAUUCUGAACGCCAUCAAUGAGGCUAUGGUUCGGGUCUGGAACCCCUUCCUCCGCAUUGGCCCCAUCGUCAAACGGGCUGAGGAUUGGACCUGGGAGUUGAUCCGCAUGGAGGAUGAGAACACCGACUACGCGGGACUGGGACCCGUGAACAACCCGCUGAACAUGGUUGCCUGCUACAUUCACGAUGGUCCCGACAGUUACUCCGUUCGCCGUCAUCGGGAGCGGUUGAAUGACUACAUGUGGAUGAAAGGCGAGGGAAUGUUAGCCAACGGAACCAACGGUGUUCAGGUCUGGGAUACAACCUUUGUCACGCAGGCGGUUGUGGUCGCCGGUCUGGCUGAUGACCCCAAGUGGCGGCCCAUGUUGACCAAGGCUCUGGAAUUCAUCGACGACCAUCAACUGCGGGAGAAUGUGCCUGACCAGGAGAAAUGCUACCGCCAGCACCGCAAGGGCGCUUGGCCUUUCAGCACGAAGACUCAGGGAUACACCGUCAGCGAUUGUACUGCUGAGGGCCUCCGCUCCACCAUCCAACUCCAGGAGAUGCACAACUUCCCCAAGCUGAUCUCUCUGGAGCGUUUGAAGGAUAGCGUGGACUGCCUGCUGCUGAUGCAGAACCCGACCGGUGGCUUCACCGAGUACGAAACCACUCGCGCGUCGGAGAAGGUUGAGUGGCUUAACGCCGCCGAAGUCUUCGGUGGAAUUAUGAUCGGCUAUGACUAUCCUGAAUGCACCACAGCAUCCGUGACUGCCUUAUCGCUCUUUAGCAAGUUCUACCCAGACUACCGCGCCGAUGAGAUCCGUAUCGCAAAGAAGAAGGCCGUCGGGUAUAUCAAGCGUGCUCAGCGCAAGGACGGCAGCUGGUAUGGCUCUUGGGGUAUCUGCUUCACCUACGCUGCCAUGUUUGCCCUGGAAAGUUUGGCUAGCAUCGGUGAGACCUAUGAAACCAGCGACAACUCUCGCCGGGGUUGCGACUUCCUGAUCGAGAAACAAAUGGCCGACGGUGGCUGGGGCGAAUCGUACCUCAGCAGCGAGAAGCAUGUCUACGUUCAGCACGAGAAAUCUCAAGUUGUUCAGACUGCUUGGGCUUGCCUGGCUCUCAUGGAGGCCCAGUACCCCCACAAGGAGCCUCUAGAGAGGGGUAUCAAGCUGUUGAUGGCUCGCCAGCAGCGCAACGGCGAGUGGUUGCAGGAGUCGAUCGAGGGUGUCUUCAACCAAUCCUGCAUGAUCUCGUACCCCAAUUACAAGUUCUAUUGGCCGAUCCGGGCUCUUGGCUUGUACAGCAAGAAGUUUGGCAAUGACGAGCUUCAGUGA